AUGGCUAAGAAGGAUGCAAAGUCGAGGCUUAUCCGUUGGGUGUUAUUGCUGGAUGAAUUUGAUUUCAAGGUGAAAGAUAGAAAAGACAUAGAAAAUCAAGUUGCGAAUCACUUGACUAGACUAGAGGAGGAAGCUAUACGGAAGGUCUCUAAGAGAUUAGAGAUUGAAGACAAUGGAAUCAUUCGUAAGUGUAAACCUGAAAUGGAGAUGAUGAGCAUACUUGAAGUGUGUCAUUCAUAUCCAGUUGGGGGUCAUCAUAUUGGAGCCCGCAUAGCUCAUAAGAUCCUGCAAUGUGGCUACUAUUGGCAGACUAUAUAUAAAGAUUCCCAUGACUAUGCUGCAGCGUGUGAUCAAUGUCAACGACAAGGACUAAAAUGA
Molecule: messenger RNA, 378 nt
Organism: Capsicum annuum
Lineage: Eukaryota; Viridiplantae; Streptophyta; Magnoliopsida; Solanales; Solanaceae
Exons: 3
Coding region: 1-378 (125 amino acids)
Source: RefSeq, a predicted model, not a curated record